Messenger RNA from Alosa sapidissima (American shad), 1991 nucleotides. RefSeq lists its product as uncharacterized. The transcript is spliced from 2 exons. The record is from RefSeq and is a predicted model, not a curated record. NCBI's taxonomy places the organism in Eukaryota, Metazoa, Chordata, Actinopteri, Clupeiformes, Clupeidae. The coding region runs from base 789 to 1991 and encodes 400 amino acids.
GAACAUCUGUCACAUCAUCAAAUUCCUCUUCAUCCUACACAGCUCAUCUUCAAACCACAUCAUCCUUAGCUCAUGAAUCAUCCCAAUAUAUGCCGACUUCAGCCGAUACGGUUUCUCUACAACCUACAACACUGACCCAGGCAGCCCCCCAGGAUUCCUCCACUGGCAAUACCAUUACAUCAUCCACAGGUGCAGCAUCAUCUGCAGUGACAACUGUGCCAUAUCAAUCCAUGACUCAGCUGACAUCGACAGUCACAUUUUCAAAUUCCCAAUCUACAACUGUUUCUGCACACACAAAUGAUUCUCCAAUGGACUCAACCACACAAAUAUCUACCACGCAAACAAAAACUACCAAAACCCCAUCACAACUAACAACAUCACUAGAUGCUAAGGUACCUACAUCCACAAAGCAACCAACAACAGUAACAUCACCAUCUGCUGUAUCACAUGUCACUCCAGCUUCAGCAUCUACAACUGUGUCAACCGCACCCCAGGUUACCUCUCUUACACAAGAACAACCUACUUCAAUACUAACCCAGGCAGCCCCCCAGGAUUCCUCCACUGGCAAUACCAUUACAUUAUCCACAGGCGCAGCAUCAUCUGCAAUGAGAACUGUGCCAUAUCAAUCCAUGACUCAGCUGACAUCGACAGUCACAUUUCCAAUAUCCCAGUCUACAAGAACACACACAAAUGAUUCUCCAGUGGAGUCAAACACACACAUAUAUACCACCCAAACAAAAACUACCAAAACCCCAUCACAACAAACAACAUCACUAGAUGCUACUCUAAUGACCGGCUCUUCUGAAGUCACAAUCACAAACCUACCAGUAUCCUCUUCAAUAAUCUCUCAAACAACACCUGGCUCAUUAGUUAAUUCACCAAGUACAUCUGUGCCUACAUCCACAAAGCAACCAACAACAGUAACAUCACCAUCUGCUGUAUCACAUGUCACGCCAGUUUCAGCAUCUACAACUGUGUCAACCGUACCCCAGGUUACCUCUCUUACACAAGGACAACCUACUUCAAUAGCAACCCAGGCAGCCCCCCAGGAUUCCUCCACUGGAAAUACCAUUACAUCAUCCACAGGCGCAGCAUCAUCUGCAAUGACAUCUGUGCCAAAUCAAUCUAUGACUCAACUGACAUCGACUGACACAUUUUCAACAUCAGAUCUAACUAAAGCACAAUCAUCAGGUACAGCUCAAACAUCUACACAAGUAUCUUAUACUAAUAUUUUCGACAGCAGUGCAUCUACACAACAUGUAUCUACAACUAGUUCAACCAUACCAGACUCUGCUUCAAGUGUAAUAACAACAUCUGACCAAAAGUCAUCAGAGUCGACCACAACACAAACAAUUUUCACCACCACGGCCACUUCUACAGAAUUUACGACUGCAACUACACCGUCAGCAACUAGACCAACCGUGUCUGCAGCAGUAGUUACUGAUGGGAGUUCAACUUCUCAAACCCAGCCAGGAGCUACAAAUGCAUCACCUGCCUCGAUGGUGGCCACUUCUGUUGGGCCAGGAACUACAUCAGUGUCCAUAGCAGGAGCUUUCAGUAGCACCACACAGCACCCAGAACAGCCAGAGUCUGCAGCUUCACCUUCAGGUGGCAGUUCUGUCACCAGUUCACUUCCACUAACAGGGAACUCUUCUUCACAGUCAGCAACUACAACCACUUCUUCACCACCAACAGCCACAGCAACCGCCAGCCCUUUGUUUUCACAUUCAACAUCUCCCACUGAAGGGUCACAUGUGUUUACAACAAAGCCCACAGAAUCCCUGACGACCAGUAGCAUGUUAGCAUACACAUCCCAUCCUAAUGAGGUCCCAUCAACAGCAGGCACAGACUCAGCAGCAACAUUCCCAUCCACAAAUUCAGUUUCAGUCAACAGCACAACACCAAAAUCAAGUAAUAUAUCUCUGUCAACAGCAAGACCUAAUAGUUCUCUCAACAGCAGUAACAUACAACACAACUCACACCUUAGCUGA